GCUGGGGCAGCGCCAGGAGCAGCGCCUUCGACAGCAUCGAACAUCAGUGCGAGAUUUAUCGCACCAGCUUGAGGAGUUGGAACAGCGCGUGGAUGGCGUGCAGAAGCGAGUGGAAAACGUGAGCAGAAGCAUCAGCCGUUCUGCAGAGGCGGUGGGGGUACAGGAGAAACGGGGACAGCAGCUUGACCAGCUGGCAAAUUCUUCUUCACUCAAGCGUGGUGCAGCCUCGGCCCUUUCUCAUGGCUCGCCCAAUUCAACGCGUGUUUCAAACUCCAGAGCAGACGUCAAGAUCGAGGACAAGCUUGAGGAGCUGGAGAGGAGACUCUGGCAAGCCACGCAGGAGUUUGACAGGCGCUUGACGGAAGAGCCUCACAACAAUUGCCCGAAGAGCCCCAAAGUGGAGGGCAGGGCCUUGCCAAUGUCCUCGGCUUCUUCGGAUUCUGCUAAUGUCCCCUUCACCACCGUUGCUCCGUCAAGUCACCAUGGUGAAGGCCACGGUGGCCACUCGCACGUUCACAUCCACGGCCCACUUGAUCGCGACAAGGCCCUGGGAAUCGGAAGCCUCAGCUUUGAGCCCAUCUUCAAUGAGCGCUACAACAAAGAUCGGGUGGCCCAAGAGACGAAGGGAUUCCUCUUCUUGCAGCGAACACUGCCCAUCAUGAUCGGAUUGCUGACGGCAGGGACUGCAUGGGUGGUGGGCCAAGCCAGCGAGCUUCUGGGAUCGAAACGCGCAGAGAUAGUGAACCAGACCAUCGUUGAGCGGGGAUGGUUCUGGGCUUGGUGUGCAGAAUUCUCCUUGAUGACAAUCCUUGCCUUGGCCGGUGGUUUCUUCGUGUACUGCGGUGACAUCUCCGGAACAAAGACCGCCGGGUCCUCUGGCAUUCCGCAACUCAUUGGCUUGCUCAACGGCUGCGAUUUGAAGGGCGAGUUCACUUUCAGGCAUUUGCUGGUAAAGUGGUUCGGCGUGUGUUUGGCAGUGGCUUCCGGCUUGGCGGUGGGUCCAGAGGGCCCCAUGAUUUUCAUCGGUGCGAGCAUUGGAUACUUUUUUUCCAGGUUGCCACAGCAUCCCACUGUUUGGCGAUGGCUGGGCACUCCGCCGGCAACAGUGGGUGACGAUGUGUUUACGCGCGACUACACAUCGAUUGGUGCUGCUUGUGGAAUUGCUGCGGCUUUUCGAGCACCAAUAGCUGGCACCCUUUUCAUCGUUGAAGAAGCGGCUUCCCAUUUUAAGAAAGAGCAGAUGGCCAACAUCUUUUUCGGAGGCCUGGCUGCUCUGGAGGUCAUUCUCCUAACAGGGGGUGCAGGAGCAGUUUUGGAAUACAAGGUCCAAGUCGGCACCGGCUGCAGUGACACACCCUACUGGACGAUUCUCUUUUGCGUGGUCAUCGGCCUCCUGUGCGGUGUCGUCGGCGCGGCGUUCAAUGCAUUGAACAUUCAGGUCAUGGAGUGGCGCUCGCGAUUCUGCAGUGCUGCAAGGCCUGCCCGGCGGGCCACGGAGAUUUUGAUCCUCUGCCUUCUGAGUUCCACGGCGUGGCUGGGUGUUGCCAGCUUGUUCGGCGAGCGGGAAGCCUCCUCGUCCACGCUCUUCGCCCAGAGCAAUGGUUGCAUUAAAGAUGAUUACAGAAACCAGAUCAUCAACGGCUCCGUGAUUGAGCGUCGUGGAGGUAAGCACGUUCAGGGUUAUUUCCCAGCUCCGUGCUUGUAUGGCGUGCAGUACUCGAAGAUGUGCAACGAAGUGCAUGCUUUGGCUUCAAGCAAUCCUUUCGCCAAGACUUGUGUCCAAGCAGUGACUACCCCGGACAUGCAGAAGCUCACAGAUUUCCAGGACUACUGCUGCAGCUUUAGCAGCAUGGACGAGUUGAAAGCAGGGAGCUUUUCCGUGCCUGGCAAUGCCUCCUGUCCGAUUGACCUCGGAGAGUUUGCUCCGAGCCUGAAGAAGAAGGAGACGUUCGGCCUUACAGAGUCUGCCGACGAACAUUCGAGUUUCAACUCGGUGGGCUUGCUUAGCUUGGUUCCUUUCAAGACGGCUUGUCAAAAUCUUUUUGCCCGCGGGAUGCCGAACCUGGUCACCAUCGAAGCCAUGGCAGCCUUUCUCGUGCUGUUCUUCAUUUUGGCCGCGAUAACUGCAGGGUCCGCCAUUCCAUCCGGGACACUCAUGCCCCAGAUGGUGAUUGGAGGUCUGAUUGGGCGGAUCUUGGCGGUCGUCCUGAUGAAUAUCCAAUCAGCAACCAUGCCUGGGACAGGAAAGUCUUGGGCACAGCCGUACCAAGUGCUCUUCGGAGCUGGAGGUGUGUUCCCAGAUGGCUCACCGGUGACUCUGGAGCCGAACGGUUUCCUGGACCCAGGGAUCGCCGCAUUGAUGGGGGCUGCAGCCUUCCUCGGAGGGAGUGGGCGAGUCACUCUCUUCACCACCGUCAUGAUGGUCGAGAUUACCGGCGAUCCAGUCAUGAUUUUUCCCGUGGGUUUCUCCACAGUCUUUGCCGUGCUGGUGGGAAAUCUGAUCAACCACGGCCUGUACCACUCAUUGAUUGACGUCCAGUCCACCCCAUAUCUCCCGGACACAUGGCAAGCGGACCAGCUCCCACCCGGGAUUGUUGUUCGUGACAUGAUGCCGAAGAACAAGCCGAUUGAAAUCAAGCUGGCUGGUGGACGGGAGGGCAUCAAAGAUGCCCUCAAAGGCAACAAUUUCUCUGGCUUCCCAGUGGUCGAUGCCAAGCGAGUCGUUGUGGGAAUGGUGGACCGGAAAGAUCUAGAGGAGCUCCUGGAACAAGAUGAUGAAAUCACGGCUGAGGAUCUGAAGCGCUGCUCCAGCUUGUAUCCAGUCACUGUUCGGGAGAGCUUCCCUCUUCAAAGCGCCUACCAGCUCUUCAAGAGCAUGGACAUGAAAAAUCUCGUGGUCGUGGAUGACAAUCACGCACCACUUGCGGUGAUGACCCGCUUUGCCUUCCUUGCCUGGCGAGUGGCAGACAGGAUGGGGGGCCGAAUCCAUGAACUCCACGAGCGCGAGUUGCAGAGGCGACGAUCUCGCCGAAGCAGCUUUGCCGGACAAAUUGUGCAUGCCGGCAGGACACCCAGUGCAUCGCGGCGGAAGGAAAAGAACGAUGCGAGGAACACCUCGGUUAUAUUGAGAUGGAAAGAGAGCUUGAAACGUUUGCGAGAGCUACCCUGGAUCACGCCGUCUGUUGUGCCGAUUGACUUGUUCUUUUUCCGGCGCAUCUUCUCCAGGCUGUACAGUCAACAUGGCGAUAGCCACGGGGAAGUUCCUGUUAGUGUAUUUCAACGAAGCGUUGUUCGACUCUUUCGCUUGAUGCAGAUGGAUCGGCAGGCUGAUGAGUUCUCGGCUGAUGAGUACGACGUCGACGGUUCUGGCGCAGUUGGGUGGUAUGAAUUUGUGACGGUCUGGCGAAAAGCCGAUGUCUCCGUCAAGCUCUCGCUUCCUGAGCGAAUUUUUGUGUUAAUGGAAGAGCCUACAUCGUCUUUCCUCGGUGUCAUGGCAAGUGCCCUCCUGAACGUCUUGAUUUUUCUCUCGUGCGUUUGCUUCAUGAUUGCAACCCUGCCGGAGAUGAAAGAGACUCUGUGCGAUGGGUGUGAGCCGGAGCAGAGGAGGGAGUUCCAAGCCUUCGAAUCAUUUUGUGUUGGGAUCUUCGCGCUGGAGUAUAUCGUGAGGGUGUGCUCUGCGCCAUUUACGAGAUCCGAACUCUUGCACUAUGAGCAGUUUUUGGAGCAUGUCACAGACAACCAGGCCAACUUUAGCCCUUCCCGCUUCGUUCGUUUCAUGGGCUUUGUCAUUCAGCCCAUGAACCUGAUCGACCUUUUCGUAAUCGUUCCCUUUGUGGUUGAGUCGUCCUUGAGGAUCACGACUGCAAACUUCACGGUAUUGCGUGUUCUGCGGCUGACGCGAUUAUUUCGACUGGUAAAACUGGGUAAGUCCUUCGAAGUCUUGCAGAUCAUCGGCAGAGUCUUUCACAAGUCCAUUGCCAUGUUUUGGGUUUUUGCUGUCAACUUUUCUUUGGCACUUUGCUUCUCUGCUGCGACGAUCUACUUUGUGGAGGGCGGUGAAUGGGACGAGCAGACGAAGACCUACAUGCGAACCGGGCAUAAUGGUGAAAGGUCUGAGACUCCUUUCCUGAGCAUUCCGCAUUCCUUCUGGUGGGUCUUCGUGACUUUCACCACAGUUGGAUACGGUGAUGUCAUUCCAGAGACCUUCUUGGGGAAGCUGAUCGGGGCGAGCAGCAUGCUGGUUGGCAUUUUCGUCUUGGCACUUCCUAUCAGUGUAAUCUCGACGACCUUCGGCGAAGUUUGGCACGAAUGGAAGGAAGAGCUUCGGCUAGAGGCGCAAUCCCGCGAGGAGGAUCUGCGAAGUGUUGAGCUCGCUCUUCAGAUCAUCGAAAACCGCACGCACCUGACGAUCGAGAUCUACGAUCACUCUGAUCGUUAUCCUCCAGAACUUCUGGGACAUGUGCAGUGGCGCACUCUCCCGCUGGACUCGCAGGAAACUGUCGAAUGUCGCGAUGAUUCGUUUCCCAUCAAGAGCUCGGACAAGGUGCACGCGGAUCUUUCACUCGGAGAGGCAGUUGUGGGCUUCACUUGGACGCCUUCGGAUGAGCGGGACGUUUCAAGGUAUUCUGGCACUCUGGAG
Symbiodinium necroappetens is the source of this 4639-nucleotide messenger RNA. Lineage: Eukaryota; Dinophyceae; Suessiales; Symbiodiniaceae. The record is from the annotation of a GenBank genome assembly.